AUGCACGCCUCGACACUCCUGCCCGCCAAGGCGUGGUGGUGCGUCGCGUCCCAAGAAGGUCCAUGCACGCAUGGACACUCAUGCCUGCCAACGGGUGGUGCUCUGCGAGUGAGGAACCGCCUUCUGAGCCGUCUCAGAAUCAUUCUCACCAACGCAUCAUGUAACGACCCGACUGCUGUGGCGGCUCAUAAUCUGCCCUACGGACGCCCCAACACUCGUGCCUGCCACGGGUGGUGCCUGAAAGGGAGGGGCUGUGCGAGGGAGGAUCCGCCUUCUGAGCCGUCGCAGGAACGGACGCAUGCUGGCACCAUGUGCCUCCCAGGAAGGUACGGUGCGAGUGAGGAAGGAGGAUCCCCCUUCCGAGCCGUCACGAAUUUUGGCUCACCACGGCCUGGUGCUUCUCAGAGCGGUGCUGUGGGGAUCCGUGCUUUUCAGGCCUGGUUCUUUUCAGAGAGGAGAGGUGCGAGUGAGGAGUCGUCUCACAAACUGGCACACCAUGGCAGCAUGACUGAGAGGCGUGGAAUGGGCGUCCCAUGGACAGGAAGUGUUGCUCCCAGGGGUGGUGCGUGCAAUGGGGUGGGAGGAGCAAGGCAGCACAGCAACCGACUGAGUUCUCAGCACGGCACCAAGCGUGUUCUGCACUGCAUUGGAAGGGUGUCUCUCUCAGAGGUCCAUGUCACAGAGUCUCUGCAGCAGCAAUCGCUGCAGAGGCAACAAUGGCCACUGCAGGGGGAGCAUGUGGGGCAUGAGCCGCAUCAGGGUGUGCGGCUGCUGGUGGGGGACCUGGCGGACUACAGGCGCGUGUCAGCGGACGAGAUGCGCAAGAGCGUGUUCGCCAACUACACGGCGUUCAUCGGCACGUCCAAGGAGAUCGCCGAGCUGGAGGUGGAGCUGCAGCAGAUGAAGAACCUGCUCUCCGUGCAAACCGCGCUCAUCCACUCCCUCGCCGCGGAUAGCAUGAGCAAUGAUAAUAGUAAUAGCGCUUCUGGUGGUGGUGGGGGGGGUGGGGGUGGGGGUUCGACGCCUGCGUCGACUACCUCGUCGGUUACCACUGCUGGUACUUCGUCCACCUUCGCUGGUGCUUCGUCCUCGUCAUACGCGUCCUCGUUAGCCACCCCGCAGCAGGACGAGGAGGAGGACGAGCGGCUGUGGAGCGUGGAGGUUCCCGAGCCGACAGAGAUCGAGAAAUACGCGGAGGCGCUCCCGGAUAUACUGGAUAUUCUUAUAGCGGAGCGCAAGGUCGACCGCGCUAUAGAGCUGCUGGAGCAGGGGCAGCAGAUUGUGCAGCUGGCGCUGGCGACGGCAGGGGACGGGGCGGGCGGGGGCGGAGGCGGGGGGAAGGGGGGAGGGGGUGGGGCGGGCGGGGAGGACGAGGAGAUCCUGAGCGCGGACGCGGCGAACGCGCUGGCGGCGGCGAUCGCGGAGAGGCGCGCGUGGCUGAUGGCGCAGCUGGAGGAGACGGCGCAGCAGGCGGCUGUGCGCGGACAGGAGCUGCGCCAGGCCGUGGGCGCGCUGUACCGCCUGGGGGAGACCGAGCGCGCGCACCAGCUGCUGCUGGGCGCGUACGGGGAGCGCAUCAGGAGCGGAUCCCGCCUGCUGCGCCCCCGCGGGACCAGCUUUGGGGGGGCGUACACUGCUGCCCUGGCGCAGGUGAGUGCGUGGGGAGGGGGAGCGUUGGGAGGGGGAGGCCGUGGUGGAGGGGAGGGCCUGGUGUUCUCGGCCAUAUCUCAAGCAGCCACAGACUCGGCGCGCAUAUUCGCAUCGGACCCGGCGUGUGCGGCGGACCUGCUGCUGUGGGCGCAGAGGGAGACGGAGUUCUGUGUGUCGCUGCUCAAGCGCCACGUGCUCUCCUCCGCUGCUGCUGCUGGCGGGCUGCACGCCGCCGCUGAAUGCGUGCGCAUCGCCCUGGGUCACUGCAGGCUGUUAGAGGAGCAGGGUUUGGCCCUCUCCCCAGUGCUCUCCAAGCUGGUCCGCCCCAGUGUGGAAGAAGCCCUCGAGUUCAACAUCAUCCGCAUAGAGGACUCCGUCGCUACAAUGGUGGCCGUCGAUGACUGGGUGUUGCUGCCGCUCCCCCACGGCGCUGCUGCCACGGGCAGGGUGCGCGCGCUGCAGCAGACGCUGGGCCCGGGGUUGAUGCACCUGCGGCUGUCGAGCAGCGGCCAGCGGUUCUAUCUCUUGCUCGUGGACUUAGUGGAGGACAUUCUCCCGGUGAUCAGCCUGCAGCUGUUUGGUCGCAUUCUCGACCGCCUGGCCUCCCUCUUCGAGUCCUACGUCGCCCUGCUGCAAAAGGCCCUCCCCUCGCCCUCCGACGACGAUGACGAGGAGGACGGGGAGAACGCGGGGGAAGGAGGCAAAGACAAGGGCGGGGAGAAGGGCGGGGAGAAGGAGAACGGGGAGGAGCCGUGGCAGGACGGCAGUGUGCGGACAGCAGAGGACGAGCAGCAGCAGCUGGCGCUGCUGGGGAAUGCGUCGGCUCUCGCGGAUGAUCUGCUGCCGCGGCUGGCUCAGCGGCUCACGCUGGCUGCUGGGGAGGAAGGUGGCGGGGGAGGGGGGCGAGGGGGGAGGAAGCAGGGCGGGGCGGAUCCAGACAGGAGGCUGUCUGCUGGCGGACGCAACGCGGCGGAGCACAAGGAGUGGCGGAGGCGGCUACAGAAGGCGGUGGACAAGCUGAGGGACGUGCUGUGCUCGUGCCUGGUGGCGGAGUUCAUGUACGGCCACGACGGCCAGCCCAUCCUCACCGCCCACCAGUACCUCCACAUGGACGCCAAGAUGCGCCCCACCCAGUGGGCGCUCAAACCCCUCCCCUCGCCGCCUUUUCAGGCACUAUACAUGGCGCUGCACUCCAUCCACUCAACAGCCACGUACGUGCUGGGAGGGCGAGACCGCGUGGUGACGCUGCUGCUCAUGCGCCUCGCCGAGUGGCUCAUGAUGGGCCUCAUGGUCUACAGCUCCUUCUGGGACGAGCUGGAGAACGCUGAAUACGCCCUCGGCCCUACAGGCUUGCAGCAGCUGGUGUUUGACAUGUAUUUCGUGAUGCAGGUAGCCAAGGCGGGCAAGUACUCAUCCAGGGCCAUGCGCAAGGUGGCAGAGGACAGCGCUACUAAGGCUAUUGUGCUCUACACUGAUCAGACGGGAGGGGACCCCAACAGUCUCCUACAGGAGGACUGGUGGUACGAGCAUAAGUGUGUGGAGGCAAUAGAAGAACUUGCAGCAGCAGCCAGCCCAGCAGCGUCCCCUACUGAUUCGCCCAGCCGUCACCGCCGCUCCUUCUCCCAAGAAGACCCUGACGACCCACUCGCCGCCGCCCCCUCUGCUGCUGCUCCUGCCGCUGCUAGUCCUGCUGCUCCUGCUGGUGCUGUUGGCACUGGUGCUGCUGGUGGUUCUACAACUGCUGCUGCCUCGUCUCCUACAAUACCGGGUCUGCAGCAGCAGGGGGAUGGGGGGUUGUCCCAACAGCAGCAGGGCUUGGGGAGAGGUGGGUUGGAUGAGGAGAGGAGACCAGCGGCAAAGGGACAGUAUGAUAUGUAUGAUGAUGAUGGGGGGGUUAGGAGUGCGAGACCAGGAGGCAGGGGAGCAGUCCGAAGCCCUACGGGUGAAUCAGCAGGAAGGGGGGCGAGGAGCAGAGGGUUUUCAGAGGAUGAUUAUGGGAGCGGGGGCGGCAGGAGUGAGUAUGCGGGGCGGGAUAGGGGGGAUGGAAGGGAGUAUGGGAGGGAGUAUGGGAGGGGGGACAGUGUGGGGAGCAGGGAGUAUGGGAGGGAGAGGGAUGGUGCAGGGGGGUGGGAGUAUGGGAGGGAUGACGGAGGGAGGGAUUAUAGGGAGAGUGGUGGGAGGGAUUAUGGGAGGGAGAGAGAUGGAUCGUAUAGAGACAGGGAUGUGUCGUAUAGGGAGAGAGAUAGGGAUGGGUAUGGGCGGGAUGAGAGAGGUUAUGCGGGGCGACAGGCACAGAGGCGAGGAGGGUACUGA
Messenger RNA from Closterium sp. Naga37s-1, 3963 nucleotides. The record is from the annotation of a GenBank genome assembly. Lineage: Eukaryota; Viridiplantae; Streptophyta; Zygnematophyceae; Desmidiales; Closteriaceae.